Messenger RNA from Ictidomys tridecemlineatus (thirteen-lined ground squirrel), 2004 nucleotides. The record is from RefSeq and is a predicted model, not a curated record. NCBI's taxonomy places the organism in Eukaryota, Metazoa, Chordata, Mammalia, Rodentia, Sciuridae.
ACUUCGGGUGUGGCAGUGUGGGUCUCAUGUGUGCCAGGCUGUCUGCUGCAGUCCAGACCUAAAUGCCAGGAACUAGAAGCCAUUCAGCCCCAGGGCUCCAAAGACUUAGCAGGAAAGCCUGGCCUACAGAGGCACGGACACCGGCGUCGGGAAGUCGAGCAUCGUGUGCCGGUUCGUGCAGGACCACUUCGACCACAACAUCAGCCCCACCAUCGGUUCCAUUCCCUGGCGCCCAUGUACUACCGAGGGUCGGCCGCUGCCGUGAUCGUGUACGACAUCACCAAGCAGGAUUCAUUCCACACGCUGAAGAAAUGGGUGAAGGAACUGAAGGAACAUGGCCCAGAACGCAUCGUGGUGGCCAUCGCGGGGAACAAGUGUGACCUCUCAGACAUCAGGGAGGUCCCCCUGAAGGAUGCGAAGGAGUACGCCGAAUCCAUAGGUGCCAUCGUGGUCGAGACCAGUGCGAAGAACGCCAUUAACAUCGAGGAGCUCUUUCAAGGAAUCAGUAAGUACCUGAAACCGUGUUUUCAGCCGAGCUGGUGUUUGGUGCUGGAGGAGCCAGGAUCCACCGUGUAGAGCUAGCUCCCAGGCAGCCCUUCGUUCUGUUGAGCGGAUCUGAUGCUCUGCAGAUGAAGCCCACAGCUGGGCACCUGUCAGAACCCACAUCUGCUGUGCCCCUCGGUUUUGUUUCCAUAAUUCUGUGCUUUGGCCUGUUCACCUACGUUUUGUGAAUUCAAAGGAAGUAGCCCUGUUUCCAAAGUCAAAUGCAUAUUAAUUUAAAGGUAUGUGUUGAUCGCAUUUUAUGUUGGCACCUUUAGGAAACGAAACAUGAAACAGAACCCUGAGGUCUAAAAGUUCCGGUGGCCGGCUAAACCCACUAAUUCUAGGUGAACAAAAUGAGGGAACCUUCUAGUCAUUUCUUUUGCCUGUUCAUUGUCCACAAAAAAUAACAUCUGCAUCCCACAUGACCUGAACCUGGGCGUGAGCAGAGAGUCACUCUGUAAAGAUCUUCCUCAGCGGAUGUGCUGGUUCCUGGGAGGGGACAGCCCACCUGGUCCCCUGCACUUCUCUUUCUUGUGAUGGUUUCCCAUGUUAACCUCUCCAAGAGCUGCUUCCCCGCUGACCUUCCCACUCACCUGUCUGCAGUGGCAGGUUCCCCUUCCUCAACUCUUGUUCCUGACAUUCUGUUCUGGCUCCUGCCACAGAAGUACCUGCUGAUAGGGGGGUGGGGACACUGAACUCUGGGCGCUGCCCUGGCCCGGGGGCAGUCAGCAGUGUGGGCAGGGAGGCUGGGCAAGGCCACACUUGGGAAAGGCUGGCACCUCUGUCCCGGUACCCUCCUUAGGAAAAGCUGUGCCCUGAACAGUUGGCAGCUGACCUCAAACAUCUUGGCACCAGGAGUUCCAGAAGGGAAGCCCAGUGUCUGCCUUUCCUCCGAGGCCUGCUGUCUAAGGCACAGAAGGCCCUCGCCCUUGGACAGAUGCCAUUCCCGCUUACUGGUUUGGAACCAUGACUUUGGCCUCUGAGAACUCACAGCAGGGAAGCUCCUGUUUGUUUACCUCAGCUGGACAGAGAACUUAGAGCUGGAGAUGGGCUCUAAGCCCUGUCCCUUCCACCGUGUGAAGAGUGCCACCAAGCCACCCCUGCAGCCACCGCCUCCCCUCCCGACUUGAGAAGGAUUCGGUCCUGCUGUUAUUCCACACUCGGCAGAACAACGUCCAGCUCACUGGCCGCAGGGUUGAGCUCUGGUUAGCAGAGGCUGUGCUGGGGACCCCAGUUUUCAUGCUCUGACUCCUGAUGGGCAGUGGUGGUUCUCUGCACAUGUGUCCCUCAGGGGGACAUCUCAGAGUGUCCCCAAGAGCGAGCUGCUUCCUUCCUGGUGGCCUUAGGCUUUUCUGGCAUAUUCAGCUGUUGGCAUUUUGCUUUCCGGGUGGUUCUACUGAAUGACCUGCCGCUGGGACAUUACACCGGUCAUUUGCACAGUUAUUAUCUUUCCCCCAGCGU